Molecule: messenger RNA, 3291 nt
Organism: Paramormyrops kingsleyae
Lineage: Eukaryota; Metazoa; Chordata; Actinopteri; Osteoglossiformes; Mormyridae
Gene: asmtl
Product: acetylserotonin O-methyltransferase-like
Molecular function (GO): O-methyltransferase activity; nucleoside triphosphate diphosphatase activity; protein dimerization activity
Source: RefSeq, a predicted model, not a curated record
CGCAUAUAAUGCAUGUAUGCAUGACCCGUACUUUUAUUUUGAAACACAACUGUAACUGAACCGGAAGCACUAAUUGAAAAUGCUCACGUCACCCGGUCGAGUGCGGUAUUUUCCUGCAUGUUUACUUGUGUAAGUGGUUAGGAGGCGAAGUUUGGUGUUUGAAAGUGAAAGUUAAGUAGUUAAGCAUUCUGUUUUCUUGCGUAACGUUAUUUACAUCUAAUUUUUAUAUGAUAGCAACGGUAGCACAGUUUUGUUAAAAUUAAAAUAAAAACUGAUACAGUUCCCUAGCUAUAAGCAUUAACCAGCUUUUCAAGAAUUUAUCUGUAGUACCGUUCCUGACAGCAAAGUUUGCACCUUCAAAUCGGAGGACAGUCAUAAACUCACUAUGGUUUUGAAUCCAGUCAUAUCCAAAUUGAGUGGCAAACUUGUAGUCCUAGCAAGUGCUUCUCCAAGGAGACUGGAAAUUCUGACCAAUGUGGGAAUGCGGUUUGAAGUUGUCCCAUCAUGGUUUAAGGAGAACUUGGAUAAAGCACUGUUCAAAAAACCAUAUGAGUAUGCCGUGGAGACCGCGAAGCAGAAGGCUCUGGAGGUUGCCAAGCGGAUGCCAUUUAAGCACUUGAAGACUCCUGAUAUUGUAAUUGGAGCAGACACCAUAGUGACAGUUGGUGGUCUGAUUCUUGAAAAGCCUGUUGACAAGCAGGAUGCAUACAGGAUACUUUCUAGGUUGAAUGGUAAAGAACACAGUGUGUAUACAGGUGUGGCAAUUAUUCUGUGCCAUGAGAAAGAAGAUCAGGAAAUUGAGUACAAAGUGGUGGAUUUUUAUGAAGAGACUAAGGUAAAGUUUGCAGACUUGUCUGAAGAGAUGCUAUGGGAAUAUAUACAUAGUGGAGAGCCAAUGGACAAAGCUGGAGGUUAUGGGAUCCAGGCCCUGGGGGGGAUGUUGGUGGAACAUGUACAGGGGGACUUCCUGAAUGUGGUGGGCUUUCCCCUCAAUCACUUCUGCAAGGAGUUGGAUAAAAUCUUUAACAGCCCCAGCAGUGACACUGCAGACAGAAGAUGCACUUUAGCGGCUGAAGGGAUGGCAGGCGAGAUUCCCGAAGAUCACAGCAGUGCCGUACGCAAACGAAAUGUCGCCCAAUGUGGGUCACGUGACAGAUUUGAGUUUCCGCACAGGAUUGCUGAUCUGCUUGAUGGAUUCAAAGCUUCAAAGGCUCUGUUCACAGCUUGUAAGCUAAAAGUGUUUGACUUGCUGGCCUCUGCAGAGUACCUAAGUGCCACACAGGUAGCAGGGAACAUUUCUGGAUCUUUGAUGGGCACUGAGCGCUUGCUGGAUGCUGUUGUUUCCCUCGGUCUUCUGGAGAAGCUGAAGCUAGGAGACACUAUAGCUUACAGAAACACGGAGCAGACAAGCCGCUACCUCGUGUCCACUAGUGAGCUCGCUCUGAAUGAAUACAUUCUCUACUGCGAUGAGAGGGUCUGGCCCCUCUUCACCCACCUGGAACAAAGUGUUCUGGAGGGGGUCAGUCAGCAUGACCAUGCUUUUGGGAAGAGGUGCGAGGAACCCUCAAAGCAUGCCUGCUGCAACCACAGGGAAAAACAGCUGCAGUUUAUGAAAGCCAUGCACAGCAUGGCCAAGGUGGCCGGGAGCCACGUGGCGACUGCGUUCGACCUUUCCAGCUUCAGAACCGCUUGUGAUUUAGGAGGAUGCACUGGAGCCAUGGCCUUUGCGUUCUCUAAAGUCCACCCAGCCUUGUCAGUGAUUGUCUUCGAUUUGCCUGCUGUUGUCGAGAUGUGCGCUCACUUCCAUCCUCGUGGCCAGGACCUCAGCAGGGUCACAUUUGUUGCUGGAGAUUUCUUCAGCGAUGACCUCCCAAAGGCCGAUCUUUAUAUUUUAGCAAGAAUUCUUCAUCAUUUGCCCGCUGAGAAAGUACAUGCUUUAUUGAGUAAACUGUCGGAGAUCUGCAAACCAGGCUGUGGAGUGCUGCUUUCGGAGAUCUUCCUGGAUGAAGGUACGAGAGGACAAAGCAGCGGGAUCUUGCAAGCCCUGACUAUGACUCAGGGAGUACAGAGGAGUGCUGCUGAGUACAGUCUUCUGCUGCAGAAAUAUGGAUUUACUCAAGUCAGCAUCAAACACACUGGGAACUUCCUUGAUGCCAUCCUUGGUGUGAAACCGUGACCUAGACCCUAGGACCAACAUUCUGUCUUUAUGAAUUUGUCUGGUUUAAUUUUUUUUAAUAACUUAAUUUUUUUCCAUGGAGAUGAGUGUCAGCACUGUAAGAAAAAUUCAUAAUUACUGCUGAUUACAAAAGUGUCUAUACCAUGUUGUUUCAAUAUUUUCCAAUGUGAUCUGAUGUGGUUGUGUGUGUGUGGGUGGGUGUAUACAUUACAUUUUUCGGUUCCCCCAAGGGGAAAUUCAAUUUUAUCAAAAUUUGUGACUGGAAUAAAAAAACUAAUAAUCAGAAUCAGAAUAGAGUUUAUUGCCAAGUACAUUCACACAUACAAGGAAUUUGGAAAUACGUACAUAUUUCAGAGAGAGCAUGCUUGUACUAGGAUGGGGAAAUAGUAUUUGAGCGAAUGUCCCUGGCCUUAUUGACGAGGCGGGCCGCGGUGGAGAAGAAACUGUCCCUAUGGCGUGAUGUUUUGGUCCCAAUGGACCGCAACCUUCUGCCAGAGGGGAGAGUCCGAAGGAGUAAUUCCAAAGACUUGCAUUUUGUUUGGUUACUUAUGGUUAAGGUUAGGGCUGGGUGGGGGUUAGGGUUAUCAGAGUUGGGAUCAGGGGUUUUUGCCCAUAGAAAUUAAUGGACGGUCCCCACAAAGAUAUGAGAAAAGGUUUGUGUGUGUUGCAAUAAUGGACUGUAAUAGUAUUUUCUUAGGACAGCCUUAAAUGUUAAAAGUGAAACUUUCAUCUGAACCUCAUUUCUUUUGCCAGAUUGACUGAAUGUUAUAGAUGGUCAGAAGAUGUAAUACACCCAGGAAUUACUUCAUUCAUUAAGCCAGUGUUUCCCAAAAGAGUCCUUGGGGAACCCCGGACAGUCCACGUUUCUGCUUCCUCUCAGCUCCCAGCUACCCUGUACCAGAUAUUUGGUGUUCCUGAUUGGCUGGGAGCUGGGAGGGAGCAAAACCAUGUCCGGGGUUGCUCGAGGACUGAGUUGGGAAACAUUGGGAAAUCAUUGCUCUAAACUGAGCUGCUGCAGAGAGGGUAUUGAGAUAUCAAAGCCUGUUACUAUUCCAUGGAUUUGAUUAUAUUCCAUCUGUUUUAACUUAAAAAAAAUUAAAAUCCUGUUAAAGGUC